Dendronephthya gigantea is the source of this 2272-nucleotide messenger RNA. Its product is annotated as pre-mRNA 3'-end-processing factor FIP1-like. NCBI's taxonomy places the organism in Eukaryota, Metazoa, Cnidaria, Anthozoa, Malacalcyonacea, Nephtheidae. Gene Ontology annotation, molecular function: RNA binding. The record is from RefSeq and is a predicted model, not a curated record. The transcript has 18 exons. Gene Ontology annotation, cellular component: mRNA cleavage and polyadenylation specificity factor complex. Bases 11 to 1873 code for a protein of 620 amino acids.
UGUAUGCAUCAUGGCGGCCACAGAGCAAGAAGAUGAUGAACAGUUUUUGUAUGGAAAAGGGAAAGAUGGAAGUCAAGCUAAACCAGAGGAAAGUGAAAGUAAACUAUCAGCUGAUGCACCAGAAUUUCAACCAGAGGCUACCAAGAAGAAACAGGAAACAGGAAAAGAUGGUGAACAAAGCAAUGAUGAAGAUGAUGAAGACGAAGACGAGGAGGAUGAUGAUGACGAUGAAGAUGAUGAUGAUGAAGAUGACGAUGAUGUUAAAAUUAUCAUCGGUGAUGUAAAUGCUGAUCCAAGCGCAUACAGUGCUCCCUACGGUCAUCCGGCAGUAAACUGGAAUUUUAAGUCAACAACUGGAAACACACCCGCCAAAGCUGCUGCGCCUGGAGCACCAGCAAAAGGUGUAAACGUUGAUUCUGUUGGUACCGUAAAUGGCGUGAAUAUUUAUGAAUAUGACCUGGAUACAGGCUCUGAAGACAAACCCUGGCGAAAACCUGGUGCCGACAUCACUGAUUACUUUAACUACGGGUUUACUGAAGACACGUGGAAGCAAUACUGUGAAAAACAAAGACGAUUACGUAUGGAUCUGAAUAUGCCAAAGAAAACGUUUGUAGUACAACCAGGCAUUCCUAGUUUCCCAGUACCUCCACCUGACACGAUUGUGUUACCCGAUGGAACAGUGAAAAAGAGAGCCGGUCCUCCUCCAGAGAGAAAACCAGAAGGCAGUAUCGAUGUAAUUGGUGGAGAAAAUUCAAGAGUUGAAAGUCGUCGCCGCCCAAACGAAGAUGAAAUGGCUCAUCAAAUUCAGGAAGGGAUGCCACCCCCACAACAUAUUCUACCGCAAGAUCACCCAGGACCACCAACAAUACAUCCUCCGAUUACAGAUCCCUCUGCACAUUUUAUUCGUCCUCCGGAAGGCCCAGCUACGUCACACCCACCUAAUGUAAACCCCAUCCCCCCUGGAAUGGCUAGAAUUCCAACAAUGAGGCCUCCAUUCAUGCAUGAUGCUAAUCGACCUCCCUACGGAUUUCCUCAUGCCAUACCCCGUAUGCAACCGCCUGGAUUUCAUCGUGAAAUGAUUAUACCUCAUGAGGGAAUGAUGCCACCCUUUGAUAUGGGUCGUGGCCGUGGUCGAGGGUUUCCUAUGCAUCCAGGUAAAAUCCCAAUUAUUCCACACGAUUUCUCUAUGGAUGACAGGCUGCAGGUUCCUAUGCUGGACGAAAAUGGGAUGUUUCCAGUUGGUCUUCCUCCCGGCAUGCCUUUCGAUCCUAUGAUGGCUCGUGGCUUUCCUCCGCAACACAGUGCGCCACGUGAUCAACGAGAUAGUCGCGAUCAACGAGAUGGUCGUGAUCAACGCGAAUCACGUGACCAACGGGAGCAACAACGAGACCAACGGGACACGCGGGACCAGCGUGACGGAGAGGGCGAGGAAGAUAAACGGAGCGAUGAUGAUAGUGAUGGUAGCGAAGAAGGAAGCCGGUCACGAAGAAGACGUGACAGAGAUCGUCACCGCGAUAGAGAUCCAGAUCGAAGGGACAGGGAUCGUAAACGUGAUCGGGAUCGUGACAGAGAUCGUGACAGAGAUCGUGAUAGGGAUCGUGAUAGAGAUCGUGAUAAGGAUCGGAGACAUCGUGAUAAGGAUAAAGACAAGUCAAGGAGAGAUGAUCGUGAAAGAUCAAGUCGAAGAGAACGAGACAGGUCACGUGAUCGUCGCGACAAAGACAAAAAGCGUCACAGUCGAAAUGAUGAGAGCCAAGAGGAGGGAGCUGAUGAAAGCGAUCAACCGAAGAAGAAAAAGAGCAGACGUUCACGCAAUGCGGAAUCUGAGGAUAAUAAAGACGAGAACGUUGAAUCUAAAAGUACUGAAGAGUAGCAACCUCAGUAAUGUUCCUUGUCAUGUACGGCAUUCAUUGCUGCCUGCUCACGCCCGUUGCCAUUGGAAACUAACACUGAUCUUACUAACACUGUACGCGAAUACGAAAUCAUAAAUUCAAAACUCACAUAAACAUUAUGCAGAAAAUCGCGGUACGUUCAAGCUUUCGGAAGACUGUGCAGGCGAUGCGAAAACGCGGGUGUAACGGUAUUUUAACAAGUUCGAUGUACAGUGUUGUAAGCGAUUACCGUGCAUUUCUAAAUUGGCAUUUAGCCUACAGCCGAUGUCGUGUGUAAAUAUACUUCUAUUUCAUAAAAAAAUACCAUAGACGUAUUCUAUAUAGUUUUUAAUAAUUCUUUGUGUGUGAGAGGUUGUCAAGUCCUCAGUUCAAAGAUUAUA